Molecule: messenger RNA, 3938 nt
Organism: Sebastes umbrosus (honeycomb rockfish)
Lineage: Eukaryota; Metazoa; Chordata; Actinopteri; Perciformes; Sebastidae
Gene: thbs4a
Product: thrombospondin 4a
Exons: 24
Coding region: 675-3536 (953 amino acids)
Biological process (GO): cell adhesion
Cellular component (GO): extracellular region
Molecular function (GO): calcium ion binding
Source: RefSeq, a predicted model, not a curated record
UAAGGAAAUAAGUAUCUAAAUAACUAUCCCUGACAAAACACGUUUAUACAUAUAUUAGACUGCGGUCAAUAAACCAACACAAACCAAAACAAAAGGCAUUGGUAUCACUAACUAAUAAGUGCUAAUAAGGGUGACAUGUCAUCUUGGACAGAUCAUUAGUCAAAGUGUCACCUUGUGGUAGGAGUUGUAACUGCACGGAUUCACUGAGACAACAUGAUAAACAGCCAACAAACAGCUCAAUGUUAGUUUUCUGACAUGGUUAGUACUAUAUCUGUAGUAAUAACUAGCUCUGGGAAGAGAGAGAGGAAUAUAAACACAUACAUUAAAAUCAACCAGCUCAACAAGCUGACCUUGAAGGACCACAUUGUUUAUAUCAAUGAGAGUGACUUCUGACAGCCAGACACACACGAAGCACAGACCAGCAGUCAUCAGUUAAUGAAGCAGCUGGGCAUAAACAUAAAGCUCAACUAGAGAUGUUAUUAUUAUCUUCAAUCCUGCACAACGAGAUGAGCAGCUAGCAGCCUGCUGCAGCAGUUAGCAUGGGAGCUAACCAGAGACACAGAGAGAAAGACGCACAGAAAGCAGGAGAAGAGACAUUUCCUCUUAAAGGUGAUAAAUCUGCGAUACUCUUACUGAUCCACAAGUGGAAACUUCAGGAACACAGCUUCUGAGUGAUGGAUGUGUGGGCCAGAGCAGCGGCUCUGUCUCUGGUGCUGCAACAGCUGGUGCUCACUGUCACAGCUCAAGGCAUUAUCUAUGACCUGCUGGUGUCUCCGGACUGCCUGCCAGACUUGCUCCAAGGCAGCCUGAAGAACAAAGGGCGAGAUGAGGCCUUCAUCCUCUCCUCCUUCAGACUCCACAGCAAGGCCCCCACCUCUCUCUACAGUAUCAUCAACCCCAAAGACAACACCAAGUACCUGGAGGUCAGCAUGCAGGCCAAGCUGAGCAAGGUGACCGUUCGUUACCAGAAGACUGACGGCAGAUUUGUCACCACCAGUUUCAACCACCCUUCCCUGUCAGAUGGCCGAGAUCACCAUGUGAUGCUACAUGCCAGCGGUCUACAGGGCGGUCCGCCUCGCCUCAACAUCUAUGUAGACUGCAGACUGGCACACACUUUGGAGGAUCUGCCGGCUGCGUUUGGGUCACUUCCCCCCGGUUCCAACAAGGUGGCACUAAGGACCCUACAGUCAAGUGGACAGGAUGAACUGACAGACUUGAAGCUGGUGAUAGAGGACACCAUAGACAAUGUGGCAACUCUGCAGGACUGCAGUGUGGAUCAGCGUGAAUCUCUGCAGCUGCUGAGUAUCCAGGGAGGCAGGACGGAACGCGACCAGGCCACCAUACAGGAGCUGAAGAGCAUGUUAUCUGAGAUGAAGGAGCUGCUCCACAAGCAGAUUAAGGAGACAACUUUUCUGAGGAAUACCAUCGCAGAGUGUCUUGCCUGUGGUCUCGGGGGCGAUCCAACCAACACAGGUCCAGCUCCAAGUCCUGCCCAGUUCGUCAUGCAGCCUCAGCCUCUGACUCAGUGCUCACCUGGGACCUGUUUCAGACAGAACAUGUGCAUCCGUUCAGAGUCAGGGGGUUUCAAGUGUGCCCCCUGUCCUGAUGGAUAUACAGGAGACGGGGUGCGCUGUGACGACGUAGAUGAGUGCCAGUUUAACCCAUGUCACCCUGGUGUCCGGUGCGUGAACACUGCUCCUGGUUUUCGCUGUGAGAAAUGCCCUCUGGGAUUCAGCGGGCCAGAGCUAACUGGAGUGGGAGUGUCCUAUGCUAAGUCCCACAAACAGGUGUGUGACGAUAUAGAUGAGUGUCUGGGCCCACCUGAGAAUGGAGGCUGCACUGCCAACUCGCACUGCUACAACACUUUAGGGUCCUUCCGCUGUGGAGAGUGUAAAACUGACUUCUCAGGUGACCAGGUGAGCGGCUGCCAUGGCACCAGGUUCUGCCCCAACGGUCAACCCAGCCCCUGUGACGCCAAUGCCCAGUGUGUCGUGGAGAGAGACGGCAGCAUCAGCUGUGUGUGUGGUGUUGGUUGGGCAGGUAAUGGCUAUGUGUGUGGAAAGGACACAGAUAUUGACGGAUAUCCUGACUAUAAGCUCGAGUGCAGAGACACCAACUGUAAGCAGGAUAACUGUGUGUUUGUGCCAAACUCUGGCCAAGAGGAUGCAGACAGGGACGGGAUGGGUGACUCCUGUGACGAUGAUGCAGACAAUGAUGGCAUUAUUAACAUAGAUGACAACUGCUGGGUCGUUCCUAACGUGGACCAAAGGAACAGCGAUAAGGAUCUCCUUGGCGAUGCCUGUGACAACUGCAGAAAACUCGACAACCCCUCACAGAGGGACACCGAUGGGGACGGGAAGGGAGAUGAAUGUGAUGAUGAUAUGGAUGGAGACGGCUUUAAGAAUAUCCUUGACAACUGCCAGCGAGUCCCCAACGCAGACCAGAGAGACAGAGACAACGACGGGGUGGGAGAUGCCUGUGACAGCUGUCCUGAUAUGGCCAACCCUAACCAGUUUGACUCAGAUGAUGACCUUGUGGGAGAUACCUGUGACAACAACAUAGACAGUGAUGGCGAUGGCCACCAGAACUCAAAAGACAACUGUCCCACAAUCAUCAACUCCUCUCAGCUGGACACUGACAAGGAUGGAAUGGGAGAUGAAUGUGACGAUGACGACGAUAACGACGGUGUAGUGGACGAUGAUGACAACUGCAGACUAGUGCCCAACCCAGACCAACAGGACUCAGAUGAUAACGGAGUCGGAGAUGCAUGUGAAGGAGAUUUUGACAAAGACAACGUCAUUGACACAAUCGACCACUGCCCGGAGAACGCUGAGGUCACCCUGACCGACUUCAGAGCCUAUCAGACCGUAGUGCUGGAUCCAGAGGGGGACUCUCAGAUUGACCCCAACUGGGUGGUCCUCAAUCAGGGCAUGGAGAUAGUUCAGACCAUGAACUCUGACCCUGGCCUUGCUGUAGGGUACAAAGCAUUCAGUGGGGUUGACUUUGAGGGAACAUUCCACGUGAACACUGUGACAGAUGACGACUAUACCGGCUUCAUCUUCGGCUACCAGGAUUCCUCCUCCUUCUAUGUGGUGAUGUGGAAACAGACAGAACAAACCUACUGGCAGGCUGCACCCUUCAGAGCCGUCGCUGAGCCAGGAAUACAACUCAAGGCUGUGAAGUCAAAGACGGGCCCUGGUGAGUAUCUGAGGAACUCCCUCUGGCACACAGGAGACACCAAAGAUCAGGUGCGUCUCCUGUGGAAGGACCCCAGGGACGUUGGUUGGAAGGACAAGGUCUCCUACCGCUGGUUCCUCCAGCACAGACCACAGGUUGGAUACAUCAGGGCUCGCUUCUUUGAGGGUUCGCAACUGGUGGCGGACACAGAGGUAAUAAUUGACACCAGUAUGAGAGGCGGAAGACUGGGUGUGUUCUGCUUCUCUCAGGAAAACAUCAUCUGGUCCAAUCUGAAGUACCGCUGCAACGACACUAUUCCUGCUGACUACGAGGAGCUCAAUGCCCACAACACAGAGUGAAGCGAGAGAAGGAGAGCGAUCCAUCAAGGAAACAACUUGACCCCUGCUGAAAAUGUGGAUGAAAGGAGCAGAGAUGUGUUGUUGAGAACAAAAAGGUAGAGGAGAACACGAAUUAGAGGAAAAAAGAUAAAUGUGAGAGGGAACAUGAUGGACAGUUUCGGGGAAAGACUUUGGUGAUGGUAUUUUAACUUUGUCAUUUGAGUGAGAGGGUCUUAAGAAAGCAUAACAUUGGGCAUUGUAUACUUUAAUUGUUUAUAACUGAAGCCAGUACAUCUUGUAUAAAUCAGCAGGUUCUGUAUAUGUUAAUGCAAUUUUAUCACCAUUUUAGAAGUACUAUUAAAGAUGCAAUACUGUUUUUGAAUAUUUUGCAAGUACAAUAAAAUUCGGAGCAUUUAAGAAAAU